Neolamprologus brichardi is the source of this 699-nucleotide messenger RNA. NCBI's taxonomy places the organism in Eukaryota, Metazoa, Chordata, Actinopteri, Cichliformes, Cichlidae. The record is from RefSeq and is a predicted model, not a curated record.
AUGGCUCUGGUUUUCCUGAGACAGGAGGAUCUGGCAAUGGCUGAGGGUAGGCAUUCUUUACGGGGUGUUGGUGUUUCUUUGGAAAGUCUGCAAGCCCAAGAGGACGCCCGAUCCAAGCGCCACUCCACCUCUGAGCUGGGUAUCAUCACCUUCAGUGAUGUUCACAAGGAGGGCUGGCUGCACUACAAACAGAUUCUGACAGAGAAGGGAAAGAAAGUUGGUGGGAGCAUGCGACCGUGGAGACGCGCCUUCUCCGUUCUCCGCUCCCAAUCACUCUUCCUUUACAAAGACAAGCGAGAUGCAGUGAUUCACGGGGCAGGAGCAGGACCCGGUCAGGUUGAACAUUGUCCAAUCAGCAUCCGCUGCUGCUUGAUUGACAUUGCCUACAGUGAAACCAAGCGGAAACACACCUUGAGGUUGACCACGCAGGAUUUCUGCGAGUACCUGCUUCAGGCCGAGGAUAACGAUGACAUGCUGGCAUGGAUCAAGGUUAUUAGGGAGAAUAGCAAAACAGAUAACGAGGAGAUUGGUUUCUCAAGACAGGCUCUCAUCAACAAGAAGCUGAAUGACUACAAGAAACACAGAAAUCUAGCCCUGGUGUUUGGACCCACUCUGGUGAGGACAUCAGAGGACAACAUGACAGACAUGGUCACCCACAUGCCUGAUCGCUACAAAAUAGUAGAGACCCUUAUCCUGCAU